AUUAUAUGAAGUAUUUACCAGGAAUCACUACUGUCAAUAUUCAAGAUGCCAGAGUGAUAUGUAAGAUUGCCCUUCGUACAAUAAAAUGAUUUGGUCUUUACGUUUUUCUCAAAUUUGGAAGGCUUCAUCUGAAAAACAUAUUUUGUCUUUUCAUCGACAAAGAUACUUUUCAAUGAAAGUGGAUAGCAAGCAGUUAGCAAAGCUUCGUAAAAACACUGGAUAUGGCCUGUCAGUUUGUAAGGAAGCAUUAUUAGAAAAUGAUAAUGAUAUAGGAUUAGCUCAGACCUGGCUAGACGAGCAAGCUAUCAAGAAAGGCUGGCAAAAAGCAGAAAAACUUGUAGGAAGAAAAAUUGGCGAAGGAUUGAUUGGAGUAAUGGUCGAAGGAAAUGCAGCAAUGGUUGAGGUAUGCUGUGAAAGUGAUUUUGUUGCAAAAAAUGAGAUUUUUAAGGAUCUUGUGUUCAAGGUAACAGAAACGGCACUUUUUCACUGUAAGAUGAUUUUUGAAAGAGCACUAGAUCUUGGUAAAACAUACACUCAUUCUCGUGAAGUGUUACUCAAUGAAAAGUUUGUGGAAAUGAAACUGCCUCACUCAGAUGAGAGAGUAAAUGAUUUUAUCUUGCAAGUGGUGGGUCGUUUGGGAGAACGCAUAAUGGUGAACCGUGCUAUUACCAUGACAAUUGCAAAAAACUGUAUUAUAGGUUCCUAUUCACAUGGUCCAUUUACUCAUAAUGUUGAUGGUUGCCUCAUGGGAAAAUAUGCUGCUCUUGUUGCCUUGCAGGCAAAUGCAUGUGAUUUUAAUGCAAACACAUUGGGAAAACUAGCUACUUCCUUAAGUCAACAUGUUGUUGGAAUGAACCCAACUUAUAGUUUAAGUAAUCAUUCUUCAGAAACAGAAAAAAAUGAUGAUGGGGAGGUUUUUGAAGAGCAGCAAUAUCUCAUGGAUGAAACAAUAUCUGUUGGGGAAUUACUUCACCAAAACUGUGUUACUGUAAUUGAUUUCUUAAGAAUGGAGUGUGGAGAUCAAAGCAUUUAAUAACUUAAAGUUUCAUGUUUUCUAUUAUAUGAUAAAUCUGAAACGUUGUGUUUGGCAACCCAUCCUGAGCCAAAACGCCAUUAUUAUGGUGACACAUUUUAGACAUUUCAACUUCUUAGAACAGUGACUGUAUAAAAAAAUUCCAAAUAAAUUAAAACAGUUUUCUUUUGCUUUA
This is a messenger RNA of Xenia sp. Carnegie-2017, 1208 nucleotides long. Its product is annotated as elongation factor Ts, mitochondrial-like. Gene Ontology annotation, biological process: mitochondrial translational elongation. Gene Ontology annotation, molecular function: protein binding; translation elongation factor activity. The record is from RefSeq and is a predicted model, not a curated record. NCBI's taxonomy places the organism in Eukaryota, Metazoa, Cnidaria, Anthozoa, Malacalcyonacea, Xeniidae. Gene Ontology annotation, cellular component: mitochondrial matrix.